This is a messenger RNA of Bipolaris oryzae ATCC 44560, 2898 nucleotides long. RefSeq lists its product as uncharacterized. The record is from RefSeq and is a predicted model, not a curated record. The coding region runs from base 1 to 2898 and encodes 965 amino acids. Gene Ontology annotation, molecular function: protein-containing complex binding; protein binding. The transcript is spliced from 2 exons. Lineage: Eukaryota; Fungi; Ascomycota; Dothideomycetes; Pleosporales; Pleosporaceae.
AUGCGCCGAUACAGGCCGGGCGGUGGCCCAGUCCGCGCUCAUGGAGGCGUGCCCGUCCCAGAUCCCUUCGCCAUGGUGCGCGCAUACGAUAGCGACUCCAAUCCUGCUCGACCCAUUCGCCCCUCGCCUCUCGCCGCCUCCACCAUUCAGGGCCUGCCGCUCGACCUGCUCGACCGCCUGCGUUCCUUCCCCCUCUUCCAAGCUGCUCCCGACUCCUUCCUCGCCCAGGUCGGCCUGCACCUUAAGCCGCAGCUCUAUCAGCCACAUGACACAAUUCUGACCGAGGGCGAGACGGGCAAGGCCAUGUACUGGCUGGUCCGCGGUGCUGUGCGCGUCACCUCGCGCGACCAGGAGAGCACAUAUGCCGAAUUGAAGCCCGGUGCCUUCUUCGGCGAGAUUGGCAUCCUCAUGGACAUUCCCCGCACUGCCACCAUUAUUGCCAAUGUCCGCUCCCUCGUCGUGCGUCUGAACAAGGAGGACCUGACCAAGGAGCUCCCCAAGUUUCCCGAAGUUGAAGUUGCCAUCAGGCACGAGGCCCAGGAGCGCCUGGCCAUUCUGCAGCGCAAAAAGUCGGAGCUAUCAGCCAAGCGCCCACAACCCAUGCGCCAGAUAACGGGCAAGCGCGAUCGUGAAGACGGUGAUGUGGUCAUGGCCGAGAGCGGUACUAUACGUGAUGGCGAGAUCAAUGCCUUCAAGAAGCGCAAAUCUCCAAGUCCGGGCCUUGCUGAAGCCAUUGCCCAUAGUGCCUUUGGAAGCGACAGCCUGCAUGUGAGGCCUUUGCUGAAGGAGUUGCCUCUCUUCUCCGAGCUACCUGACGAUAUUCUGCACUUCAUCGGCAUGCGCGCCCAGCCAUGUUCCUUCGACCCUUUUGUAGACAUUAUAAAACAGGGCACCCACGGCCGGGAUGUCUUCUUCAUUGUAAAGGGCGAAGUCGAGGUUAUUAGCGACCAUGUGCCUGAAUCCAACGGCUUCACUUCACCCACCCAGGGACGAAGAAAGUCGAUUGCUGCGGGCGAGCACAAUUUCCAAGAAGUAAAGGCUCGCCUAAAGCCAGGGCAAUACUUUGGUGAGGUAGUCAGUCUUUCGCUGGCGCCACGCCGCACUGCUACGGUCCGCUCUAUAUCCGCUGUCGAAUGCCUAAUGAUUACCGGAGACACACUAAACCAGCUGUGGGAAAAGUGCACUCCAGACGUACGGCGACAGGUCGAGUCGGUCGCUAAAGAGCGCUUACAGACUGCCAAGGACGAAGAUGUGCUCAUGCCAGAUGCGCAUAGCACACCCAAUAUCAACGACUUGGCCAUAGUAGACUACACAAUACCCCGAACUCCACGGAGGAAAAAGAGCGUGCCGACCGUUACCUUCAAUGAAACACUGGGCAUUGACAAUUCCGUAGCUCCUGUUCGGAGAGACGAGAAGAUGAUGGAGCCAUUCGAUCCCGACCCUUUUCUAAACGUUGACCUUGACAAUGUUAGAUCACGAUCGCGUAGAGGCUCACUCGCUCCACCAGCACCUGGCUCAACACCCGAAGCCCCCGCAAGUCCUGGAAAAACUGAAUUCCCAAGGACUCCAUCUCCUAACGGCUCACCGCUCUCUCCGUCGCCAUCUUUCGCAAUAGCAAAACAUGCAUCUACCCCGCCAGAGGUUCCAUUCGAUUUCAAGCGCCCACGACUUGUCACAAAACCAAGCAUAUACACACGAGGUCGAUUGCCAGAUUCCGUACUUGUUACCAUCUUGGCGAAUCUAGACAUUCACGAACUGAUGAAACUACGCGUCAUUUCUUCACAUUGGAGCAAACUCAUAUCGGAAUCUCCUGAUAUUCUCCACGACCUUGAUCUUACAAAGUACAACCGCAAAGUCACCGACCGGUCACUAAUCGACAUAAUAUGUCCUUUUGCCGGCAGCCGGCCACGGUCCGUCAACAUCAGCAACUGCUUUCAUGUGACAGACGAGGGUUUUGGAGAACUAGCAAAGACGUGCGGCCCAAGCGUCAGGAUAUGGCGUAUGAAGAGCGUUUGGGACAUUACCGGACCUGCUGUUCUCGAAAUGGUACAGAAAGCCAAGGGUCUAGAGGAGGUAGAUCUGAGCAACUGCAGAAAGGUUGGCGAUAAUCUCCUUGCUCGAGUCAUUGGCUGGAUAGUACCCGAUAUGCCUCCCCAAAUGGCCAUGGCGCAUGCUCAACAACAGGCUCAGAUGAACGGGCGCCGACAAGGAAAAGGCACCAACAGUCAGCCACCGCAACCUCUACCGCCAGGCACCGUUGUUGGCUGUCCAAAACUCCGACGAUUGACACUAAGUUAUUGCAAGCACAUUACUGACCGAAGCAUGGCACACAUUGCUGUUCACGCAGCCAACCGCAUCGAAAGCAUCGAUCUGACACGUUGCACCACCAUCACAGACGUAGGCUUCCAACACUGGAGCGUCUACCCCUUCCCUAGGCUCACCAAGCUAUGUCUCGCCGACUGCACCUACCUGACCGACAACGCAAUCGUUUAUCUCACCAAUGCAGCCAAGGGGUUAAAGCAACUCGAUUUGUCUUUUUGCUGCGCCCUCUCGGACACAGCGACCGAAGUCCUGGCCCUCGGCCUUCCAUCCCUCACCCACCUCAACCUCGCCUUUUGCGGCUCCGCAGUCUCAGAUACCUCGCUCCGCUGCAUCUCACUGCACCUCCUCGAGCUGCGCAACUUGUCUGUGCGCGGCUGCGUGCGCGUCACGGGCACGGGCGUCGAGGCCGUCAUUGAGGGCUGUCGCGACCUCGAGCGCUUUGAUGUCAGUCAGUGUAAGAAUCUCGGCCGUUGGCUCGACGCGGGUGGUGUGCAGAGUGUGCGGAGUCGCGGGCGGAAUGUCAAGUUUGUCUGUGUGAGUGAUGGACGGUGGAGGGAUUCAAUGGGGAAAAGUUAA